AAUAAGCAAGCAUAUUAUAAAGAAUUUUUUUGUUUUAUAUUCUGUAGUUGUGUAGUGGCAACACAGAAACAUUCUAAAUUUGAAUUUAAAAAUACGUUUUUCAAUUGUUGAUUCUAACCUUUUGGCAUAAAGUCUUGUGUUGAAAAAUCUCUGGCGGUAUGGUUAAACUAGGAGACACAUUUCCAAAUUUUUUUAUAAAAACAACUGUCGGAGAGAUGUACUUAAAUGACUGGAUUGGAGAUUCUUGGGCAAUUUUAUUUUCUCAUCCUGCUGAUUUUACCCCAGUCUGUACCACAGAGUUAGCUCGCUUGGUUCAACUACAUGAGGAGUUCUCCAAACGUAAUUGUAAACUGAUUGCUUUAUCAUGCGAUUCCAAAGAAACUCAUUUGAAAUGGUUAAAUGAUAUUAAAGUAUAUGCUGGCACGUUACAAGAAGGAUUUCCUUAUCCCAUAAUUGAUGAUGAAAAUAGAGACAUUGCUAUAGAAUUGCAAAUGAUUGAUCCUGAUGAAAAAGAUGCUCAGGGACUACCUUUGACUGCACGAGCUGUUUUUAUUAUUGAUCCAAAAAAAAAAAUGAGGCUCUCCAUUUUAUAUCCAGCAACUACAGGUAGAAGUUUCGAAGAAGUUUUAAGAGUUCUUGAUUCUUUACAAUUAUGUGAUAAACAUAAAGUGGCCACCCCAGAAGGGUGGAAGAAUGGUGAUGAUGUAAUGGUUCAACCAUCUGUGUCUGCAGAAGAAUUGAAAUCUUCGUUCCCAUCAUUGACCAUAGUUCAAUUACCAUCGGGCAAGCAAUAUAUUCGAAAAGUUCCUCAACCAAAUUGAUGUUGAGAAAUUUGAUAUAUUUUUUUUCAUUUUUGUCAAAUAAAAUAUAAUUUAGAGUUUUAUUGUCUAUACUUAUAAAAUAGGUGUUGCAAUUUGAAAUUCAAAAUGAAGCAAAU
Cylas formicarius (sweet potato weevil) is the source of this 937-nucleotide messenger RNA. RefSeq names its product peroxiredoxin-6. The record is from RefSeq and is a predicted model, not a curated record. NCBI's taxonomy places the organism in Eukaryota, Metazoa, Arthropoda, Insecta, Coleoptera, Brentidae. The coding region runs from base 159 to 821 and encodes 220 amino acids. Gene Ontology annotation, cellular component: mitochondrion; cytosol. Gene Ontology annotation, molecular function: peroxiredoxin activity. Gene Ontology annotation, biological process: cell redox homeostasis; cellular oxidant detoxification. The transcript is spliced from 4 exons.